AUGUCAUAUCAUUCUCUGUUUAAGUUUAUCAUAAUAGGAGAUAAUUGUAAUAAUAAUAUCAUAAUACGAAGAUGUUGGAAAAUCCAGCAUUUUGAAUUAAUUUUUGGAAUAGAAGUUUCGUGAGACAGGAUUAAAUGGGUUUGAAUUGCGAACCAAAAUUCUGGAUUUAGAGAAUAAAUAGAUCAAAUUAAAAAUUUGGGAUACUGUUGGAUUAUAUUGCUAUAAUUCUAUAACAAGAUAAUAUUAUAGAUCAGCAUAAGCAGCAAUUAUAGUAUAUGAUAUCACGAGUAGGAAAUCUUUUGAAAGUGUUAGAAAUUGGAUAAAAGAAUGUUAAACAUAUGGCACUUAGGAUAUGGUGAUAGUAUUAGUUGGAAAUAAAAUUGAUUUAGAAGAAUAGUAUAAUAUAAAUAAUAUAAAUGUCGUUAAGUUUCCAAAUCAGAAGGAUAGUAAUUAGCGAAUGAAAUAAAUCUAUUAUUUAUUGAAACAAGUGCAAAGGAUAAUUUAAAUAUUAUUGAUGUAAUAUCAACUAUAUUUUUUAGACAUUCUCAUUAGCAGCAUAACAAGUGUUUAAAAUUGUAUAGAAUAGUUAACAAAAGAAUGAACUACCAGGAGUCAGAAUUGGAUAAGCUUUUAAUUAAACAUAAAAUUAAUAAAAUAGUUCUAGUUCACGUGGAUGUUGCUGA
Messenger RNA from Paramecium primaurelia, 683 nucleotides. The record is from the annotation of a GenBank genome assembly. Lineage: Eukaryota; Ciliophora; Oligohymenophorea; Peniculida; Parameciidae.